AUGAUCGAACAUAGUGAACCUUUAAACUUUUCUCUUGAAAUUAAUCACCCAAUCACCAUGACAAAUGAUACUAAUUCUUCUGAUACAUUGGAUGGUAAUGUCGCCUGGAUUUUGAUCGCUGCAUGCUUCACUUGGCUAAUGACACCAGGUAUUGGCCUGUUUUACAGCGGCCUUGCUCGGAGAAAAAACGCCUUGUCUUUAAUUAUGUUAUGUUUUUUAACCAUCCCAAUCGUAUCCACUCAGUGGUUUAUUUGGGGUUAUAGUUUAGCAUUUAGCAGAAAUGCUAGUCCCUACGUCGGUAGUUUCCAAAAUAUUUUCUUUUCCAAUCUCGAUUGGGACUCUGGUCCAACAAACUCAAGUCGAAAUAUUCCUGAAUUUUUAUUUGCUUUCUAUGAAUGCAUGUUUGCAAUUCUGGCUUCGGCCAUUAUCAUUGGUGGUGCUGCUGAGCGUAUUCGAAUAUUUCCUACCAUCAUGUUUACCUUCUUUUGGUCUACUUUGGUUUAUGAUGUCAUCGCCUCGUGGUGUUGGUCCACAAAUGGUUGGUUUGCAGAAUGGGGUACCCUUGAUUAUGCAGGUGGCUUACCAGUACAUAUAUCAUCUGGUACAGCCGCCCUUGUGUUCUGUUUGAUUGUAGGUAGACGUCUCGAAAACAAUGGAUUGAGGUCCCAUAGAGUUAUUGAUGUAGUUCCCCAUAACAUUAUUAAUGUAGUUAUUGGAACUGUAUUUUUAUGGUUUGGUUGGUUUGGUUUUAAUGGUGGCUCUGCUUUGGCUGCCAAUAAACGUUCUAUAAUGGCCUGUAUAGUUACAAACCUUUCCGCUUCAUUAGGUGGACUAACUUGGAUGUUUAUUGAUUUUUGGCGCAAUGAAAAUUUAUAUGCUGUUAGCUUUUGUAGUGGUGCUAUUUCAGGAUUAGUCACUAUAACUUCUGGUGCUGGUUAUGUUUCUCCUUUGUCUGCUGUAGUUUUCGGUAUAGUUGGGGGUUCUGUCUGUAAUUGUGUUGCUAGACUUAAAUUUGCACUUAAUGUUGAUGAUUCUAUGGAUGUCUUUGCCAUUCAUUGUGUCGGUGGUCUUCUUGGAAAUAUUUUGACUGGUAUCUUUGCAGAUAAGAAUAUUGCUUCACUUAGUGGUGAAAUCAUACUUGGUGGUGCUUUAAUAAAUGGGAAUUAUUAUCAAAUUUGGAUACAAUUAAAAACAUCUCUUAUAGGAAUAGUAUAUUCUUUCUUAGUUACGAUCGUUAUUCUAUAUUUUAUUGAAUACCUUUUACGUUGUAGAUUAAGAUUAAACCCAGCAGGAGAAUUAGAUGGUACAGAUUUAACUGAGCACGGUGAAUCUGCUUAUUGUUUUGCUGAUUCACCUGAAGAAAAUUUUGUUAGGAUUAAUUAA
Molecule: messenger RNA, 1383 nt
Organism: Cetraspora pellucida
Lineage: Eukaryota; Fungi; Glomeromycota; Glomeromycetes; Diversisporales; Gigasporaceae
Source: the annotation of a GenBank genome assembly